This is a messenger RNA of Mycetomoellerius zeteki, 414 nucleotides long. RefSeq names its product THAP domain-containing protein 4-like. The transcript is spliced from 3 exons. Lineage: Eukaryota; Metazoa; Arthropoda; Insecta; Hymenoptera; Formicidae. Gene Ontology annotation, molecular function: sequence-specific DNA binding. The annotation marks the transcript as partial. The record is from RefSeq and is a predicted model, not a curated record.
CAACCGGUGUUCCGCAUUCUGAUUCGCUGUUACAGUCACGUGGCUUGGCAGCCAUUUAUAAUACUAGUGACAUACUUCUAUUUCAUUUUAUCCUACAAUUCUAUCUCACAUUAUCUUACACGUUCUAUCCUAGGCAAAUGAAAGUUUUAUGUUACCAUUUUUUAUGCCGAUAUGGUAAAAAGAUGCUCAGCUCCGGACUGUCCGAUAAAUGCAGGACAGAAAAUUUAUAUGCCAUAUUUUCUCAAGGAUUCUAAGUACCGUGAAAUAUGGAAAAAAAGAGUUAAUCGAGGUCCAAAUUGGUCUCCUGGCAAGACUGGAGUUCUUUGUGAAUUUCAUUUUGAAGAAGAUCAAUUUGAACAAAUGAGAGUUGAUGGGAAGAAAAAAUUAAAAUCACAUGCUGUGCCUAGUAAAUUU